Messenger RNA from Pecten maximus, 1871 nucleotides. RefSeq names its product BTB/POZ domain-containing protein 6-like. Gene Ontology annotation, molecular function: protein binding. Lineage: Eukaryota; Metazoa; Mollusca; Bivalvia; Pectinida; Pectinidae. The transcript is spliced from 4 exons. The record is from RefSeq and is a predicted model, not a curated record. Bases 291 to 1754 code for a protein of 487 amino acids.
UUAAGUUUUUGUUGUUCUUUUAAUGUGCAGACGAAUUUGACACUGAUAACUUACCAUGACGUAUUGUAAGGAACAGCGAUCAUGAUGUGAGUAAGAUUUACAGAUCACCAUGAACACAUAAAUCGCCGUGGUACCUCCAGAGCUUAACUGAAUUUGAACGUCCCAGGAUCAAAAUUAAGGCAAUUAAGAGAUUAUUAAAGCAAUAUCGAUACAAUGAAGUUUCCGUUCAUGUGUGGAGGUGUUACAGGGGAAGCUUCCUGAAAACCUACAAAAGCACUACACCAAAUGCCAUGGCAGGCCUAGAAACAGGAACUGGAACUCCGAUGAGUGACAUCUUCAAGGAUUCAGUGACAAAGUCUUUGUCUGCAUUAUGUUUGGAUGCCAGUUUGUCCGAUGUCAAGUUUGUUUUUCCUGAAGAACCAGGCAAAGUUGGAAUUCCAGCCCACCGACUGAUCCUGGCAAUGCGCAGUGCAGUUUUCAGGACAAUGUUUUAUGGCAGUUUGCCAGAGAAGGGACCAGAAGUGAAAAUUGUUGACAUAGCAAGUGACAUAUUCUCAUCUGUUUUAAGAUACGUGUAUUCAGAUGAAGUUUCCAUUGAUGAUGAGACUGUUAUCCCACUUCUCCAUGCAUCCCAGAAGUACGAGCUGUUGACCUUGCUUCAUGAAUGUGAGAGCUAUUUAGAAGGUGCGUUGAAUGUGAAAAAUGUCUGCACAAUUCUCAACCAUGCAGCUUUAUUUGGAAUGGAAGAUCUCAUCAAAGAUGCAUUGAGCUUCAUUGAAAUCAAUGCAGCAGAGGUAUUCAAAGAAGAGUCCUUCACCUUUCUCACUCAAAGUAACUUUGCUAUGGUAUUGAAAAGUGAAAGAAUAGGAACUGCAGAAAUCAACAUUUUCAAUGCAGCACUUAGAUGGGCUGAUGAACAAUGCUACAAGACUGACAAGACUAUUAAUGGAGAAAAUCGUAGACAAGCUUUAGGGAACAUGUUGUUUCAGAUCAGGUUUAAUCUUCUGUCUUUAGAAGAUUUUUCCAAUGUAGUUGUCCCGACAGAAGUUCUGACAGAUGAUGUUCUUCUGAAAUUCUACAAACUUUUCACUCAAAAGAACUUUGAUCCUGACACAAUUGCAAAUUUCAUCAAAACCCCAAGACUAGAGUACCCUCCCUUAGAAGUAAAUCUUCAGGCCCUGACACAAAUUCCUACCUGCACAUUCGUUCAGUCUAGUGGGGUCAAAUUAGGCAUGGUUGGUGAGCGAGGGGUACAGAGUUUGGAAACUGUUUCAGUCUACACGACUCAGCCAAUGAAAAUAAGGCAAUUAGAUUUUGUUCCUACACCAACUGGCACACCAGAUCAUCCUAAAAUAGGUCACAACCCCCAGGGAGAAUUCCGGAUAGAACAAGCCGUAGUAUACAUUGACGAUGUAUCAAGCGAUGUUGUAAAACCAAUAUACAAAGGUAAAAUUCCUCUUGGUCUCAAAACUUCAAUGAAAUUUGACCUCAUCCUUCAAAUUGGUGAUUGGACAAAAUUGGCAAUCGGGGUGAGUAAAAUGUGUAGUGUAUGUGGAAUUAUGGUCGCCCCAGAAUACAGUAAGAUCCCAGAACAGUACACAAGGAAUAGACACGGUAACUCUAUCAAAUCUCCUAACACUAAAUCUGUAGCUGCAUUUGGGGGCAGCUUCCAGAUAGCCACAUCUGGACAAAAUAUUAUCAAGUCCAUAAGGUUUGAGAAAGAAUAUCCCAUGAAUCUAACUAUUUCUCAAUAGUUACCUUGGUAAGAGCAGAAUACAGGCAUAGCAUCAGAAAGUUCAACUUUGUUGGGAAUAUUUGUAUGUAUAUUGUUGGGCAUUGACUAAAUUACCUUCAUCACAUAAAAGUUAAAA